Molecule: messenger RNA, 4172 nt
Organism: Python bivittatus (Burmese python)
Lineage: Eukaryota; Metazoa; Chordata; Lepidosauria; Squamata; Pythonidae
Product: perforin-1-like
Biological process (GO): immunological synapse formation; T cell mediated cytotoxicity; defense response to virus
Cellular component (GO): membrane
Molecular function (GO): wide pore channel activity
Source: RefSeq, a predicted model, not a curated record
GUGACAUCCUGUCACUGGCAGAUAGACUUCAGAGGGUGCAUGUACACACGUUUCUCCUGCUACUGCUAAAGGAUCAACCAUGCUGGGGGCAAAGCCCAUCUUUGCUGCCUUCACCCUUCAGCUUCCCUUCCUCCUCCUUUUCUUGACUGGAGUCUCUCCCCAGUGCCAGAUCAGCACAGCCGAUGAAUGUGAGGAGCAAAAAGACUUUGUGCCUGGUUACGGCUUGGCUGGAGAAGGCUUUGACAUCACCACACUGGAGAGGAAGGAGGCCAAGGUGUUGGAUCUGAGUAAAUGGCAGAACGCUGAUGGCACCUGCACCCUGUGCCGGAACCCUCUUCUGGAGGGGAGGCCUCUCCAGAGACUUCCCUUGGCAGCCACUGACUGGGUAGCUAAAGCUGCGUGUCAGAGGAAGAUCCACACUUCCCUACAGAGCUCUGGCAUCGGUGUGGUUCAGGCAGCAGCAGCCGAUGUGAAAAAUGACUGGAAGGUUGGACUGGACGUAGAGGCGAAACCUCAGAAUCAGGUCCAACUGUCUUUGGCUGGAACCCACUCCAAGUUAGCUGACUUCACCAUGGAGAAGGGUAACCAAGACAAGUAUACGUUUGCAGGUCACGAGAUCUCCUGCUCUUAUUACAGCUUCCGUAUCAGCCAACAUACCCUCACCAAGCAUUUCAAGCGUGCCCUGAAUGGUCUCCCUGCCAAAUACAAACCUGACUCCCAGUUGGAAUAUCACCAGCUCAUUGGAACCUAUGGGACCCAUUUCAUCAGUCAUCUUCACUUGGGGGGCCGUGUGAGGGAUGUGACAGCACUGCGGGUCUGCGAGGCAGCAUUGGAUGGAGCGACUGCUGAUGAAGUCAAAGACUGUCUAAACAUGGAGGCCUCAGCCAGAAUUGGCAAAGCAAGUGCCAAUGCAGCCUACAGUAUAUGUGAAGAGCUGAAAAAGAGAAAGAGUUUUAAAGGCAGCUUCCACCAGACCUACAAGGAGCGUCAUACUGAGGUUGUGGGAGGGGACAAACACACCGACUUGCUUUUUUCCAAUGAUCCGGACACCAGUCAGAACACCGAUGCUUACAAGGAGUGGUUGGAAGGCCUCAAGUUUAUGCCUGCCCUCCUGUCUUACUCCCUGCAGCCCAUCCAUAUUUUGGUGCCUAAGGGUGACCCAAAGCGGGAAGGUUUGCGGCAGGCAGUGAGCAAGUAUGUCAAAGACAGGGCCCUUUGGAGGAACUGCACCCAGCCUUGUCCUCCUGGCACCCAACGCAGCGUUCGAGAUCCCUGCUCCUGCAUGUGUCACAGUGACAGCGCUACUAACACCAUGUGUUGCUCCCGGGAGCGAGGCCAGAGCAAGCUGACGGUGACAAUUCAACGUGCCCAUGAUCUCUAUGGAGACCAUUUCACAAGGACAGAUGCCUACGUCAAGGUAUACUUCCAUGGAAUUCAGAGCCAGACAUCCACUGUGUUGAAUAAUGACAACCCAAUAUGGAUGACCCACUUGGAUCUGGGGCAUGUCCAGAACUUGGGAGAGGCCAGUCGGCUCAAAAUAGAAGUCUGGGAUGAAGACAACCGUUAUGAUGAUGAUCUUCUAGGGUCAUGUGACCGAGUUCCCAGGUCUGGGAAACCUCAUAGUGAGGUCUGUUACUUUGAUCAUGGGCGUCUUGAUUUUCAGUAUCAUUUAGAAUGUGGCCCCUUCCUGGGGGGCCCCUACUGCUUGGAUUAUGCCCCUCAGCAGCCACACAGGGGUGCCUUGUUACAACGUGGAGCAAUGUGAAAUCCAUGAUAUAAACAGGCUGCCCAAGAGGGUAAAAUUCAGUGUUUGUUCAAACAAGAAGCUUUUGGAUAUUCAUGGUACUGCUUAUUUUAGAGCAUGCCCCGGGUUUUUUCCUAUAAGCUCUCGUUUAAUUGCUGUAGAUCUAUCUGGAAAAGCUAGAAAAAACACAAAACAACGCAUUACUUACGUACCGAACAAAACUAAUCCUAGAUAUAUAGUAUAGAAUGCUUUUACACAUAUAGAAAGAGAGGUUAGCUUUCAGAUUGCCCUAAACAAAUGAUGGAGAAUGGAUAUCCUCUGUGCACGUAGCAAUCAUUUUUGCUGUUGCUGCUGCAAUCAAAGCAGCGUGCAAUAUUAGAACUGUGCAAUGUUUGGAAGAGGUGCUUCUAAAGGGAUGGGAGCACAACACCUGUCUGCAGCCUGUUACAACAGGUGUAUGGUUCCUGGGAAUGCUUUUUCAAAUUUAAUCUUGAUCACUGCUUAGCCCUUCACCAUAUCCCUUUUCAUUGUCCUCCUUUUUGUUUCCCUAUCUGUCCUAUGUAACUCAGAAAAAUCCACAUUUAGAAAAACCAAAUUGUUCAGAACAAGAUCAAUGUGAAAUAAUUUGUCAGUCCAUAAGGAAGCCACACAGCACCCCACUGCAUUGUUCUACAAAUUCUACAUCUAUUGUCUCCCUAUACUCUCGGACAUCUAAUUUUGUAACUAGCUAUUAAAGGCAUAUUUGAUAUUUUAUUGAUAAGGAGAAUAUGCACUGGCUGCACAUAACUAGAUAUUAAAAGGUAUUUUUAUUGCUUCCUUGUACUUUUGGGGAAAUGAACUACUACUUGGCUUGCAAGUCUUCAAACAACAAUGAUUUGUAACUUGACCCAAUUAACUGAUCUAGAAAAUAUACUCUACCCGGGUUUGCAACCAAAAUAUUUCCUUGCUCAUUUCAAGGUUUGAUCCUCCCCUGAUGUUAAUUCAGCAUGAUCAUAAAGACCAGUUUGGAUUUGUAUUCCAACCCUUUCUAAACCCUCACAGCAGGAGGGGAAAUUUGUACUUUCCAAGGUAGUUGGACCCUAGCAUUCUAUAACUUAUAAAGGAUGGAAAAUACAUUGAUUCCAAGAUAGCCCAUGCAAACUAAUUUUCAGCAGACAAGAUCUGUCUUUGAUUGAUUCAAAAAGUAAGGUACACUUUAUGUCAGAAACUUAAACCUGGAAAAUUAAAAUCACCUAAAAAACAAUUGUAGCUUUUGCAAUUAAAAAAAAAAAAAGACCAAGGGAAGUUGUUUUCCCAAGUGAACCUCCAAAAUAAUGCAUUAAAUCCCUGCAAAUAUAUUUUAAGAAUCUUUCGAAAAAUGCCGUAUCAAGAAUAUAUCACUCACAGCAAAACAUGUAUUUUUAAAACCUUAGCUACAGCUGAGAGAGGGGAAAAAGAUCUAAUUCAUUUUCCAUCAAAUCCUUGGGCUUUUUUGGCACAAUUUGAAAAGGAUGUGAAACAAGGAGGUAUAGGAGGGAGUAAGAAUGAAUUUGAAAUAGAAUUAUGCAAAGAUGUAAUCACAAGAAUUUAUAAAUUUGCUGUUAAAAUAUGAUACAGAAGCUGAACAAGUUUAAAAAUGUAACAUUAGAUGGGUGCUAAAUUCUGGGCAUAGUAUUGGCGUGGAUAUUUGGGGAAAAAUGUAGACUAAAAGUAUUAUAUUUACUCUGUGCAAUAAUUUUAGAGAAAUUUUUUAUAAAAUGAUGUAUAGAUGGCAUUUGACACCUGUGAAAGUAUCAGAAAUGUAUAACAAUGUUUCAAAUAAAUGUUGGGAAUAUGGAAAAGAGGAUGGAGCCUAUUAUCGUAUGUGGCGGACUUAUGAAGUGGCCAAACACUUUUGGUCAGUGAUCCACAGGACGCUGAUGAAAAUAAUAGGAAUCUCUUUUCAGAUGAAAUCAGAACUUUACUGAUUAGGGUUUGUGGAAGAAGAACUGAGUAAAAAGCCCAGCGUCUUAUGGUUGUAUAUGAUCACUGCAGCAAGAUUAUUAUAUGCGCAGAAAUGGAAAAAUAAAAAAGCUCCAAAUGUUAAAGAUUGGAUAUUUAAAGUUAUGGAUUUGGCAGAGGUGGCAAAACUGACAUGUCUAAUAAGAGAGAAAUCUAUAGAAGCUUUUAUUAAAGACUGGCGUCCAUUUAUGAAUUAUAUUACAAAAGUAGAGAUAAAAUAGCUUGAUGAUAAAGGAUUUUAUAGAUUCAAUAAGGGGAGAAUACAGAAAAUUUAAAUAGUGAUUACAACAGUAUAAAAGAAUAAGAAACGGUUAUGGAUCCAUGAGGAAAGUGAAAGAAAUGGACUAUAUGCUUUUUAAGUUAGACAAUAUGCUUUUUAAGUUAGAUGUUUAGUUUUGUACUUGCAGGUUUAUGUUUCUGUAUUAUGCUUUUUUCAUGUUUAUUUUAU